This is a messenger RNA of Punctularia strigosozonata HHB-11173 SS5, 1374 nucleotides long. RefSeq lists its product as uncharacterized. The transcript is spliced from 11 exons. Gene Ontology annotation, molecular function: protein serine/threonine phosphatase inhibitor activity. The record is from RefSeq and is a predicted model, not a curated record. NCBI's taxonomy places the organism in Eukaryota, Fungi, Basidiomycota, Agaricomycetes, Corticiales, Punctulariaceae. The coding region runs from base 1 to 1374 and encodes 457 amino acids.
AUGUCGACGGCUUUGCACAAGAGGCUCUCCAUUAGCAGCCACAGGAGCCAGAGCCCAGGACUUUCGCGUAGCCCCACCAUAUUCGCGAACGCGUCUAAUGCGGAUGCGGAGGAAUGGAUCAAUGCAUGGGCGCAGGUGUCUGCUAAAGAUCUCGUCGACUCGCCAGUCGUUUCUGUGCCGCCGGAUUGUAGCGUCGAGGAUGCGUGCGAGAAACUGCUCUCUGAGAGCUUGAUGUGCCUCGCGGUGGAGUCCCGCGCAGGCAACUCCAAUGCACCCUACUCUGGCUUGUUUGAUGUUCGCUGGGCCGACGUCAAUGCAUUCCUGACCUUGGCAGCUACCCGACAUACACUAUCACCGGACGAACUCCGAGAAAAGCCAAUCCUCGGGCGCAUACUGACUGCCGCUAAGGCAGGACAUGUCCCGGUGGACUUGGUCAGCAACCUAUCGGAGAAGAACGCUCUGGAAACAUUACCCCAAGAUGCAAACCUCAUUUCCCUUCUUGGAAUAUUCUCCGGAGGAUGCCAUAGGGUUCUAAUCUACGGUGACGAUUCGUCCAAGCCUUGGAUUGGUUUCGUAUCCGACCGCAAAGUGCUUUCCUAUCUUGGCGAACACGCCAAACGAACGCGUUCCUUGCAAGCGUAUUUCGAGAACCCGCUGAACCGAUUAGCGCUUCCUUCGCUGAAUUUAUUCGCGUCCAUUGUCGCGACUACGGCGGAUUCCACAACGCUCGAAGCGAUGAAGCUCAUGAAUGACGAAGGCGUGAGCAGCGUCGCGGUCCUCGAGGAAGUCAAUGGGACGCUCCUGAGCGCUAUCGUAGUUCCAUCACAGAGUAAUGAGAUCCUGACGAUGCCCUUGAGGCGAUUGAUCACCAUGAUCAGGAGCCCGCUAGGAUCGACCGACGGAGAGGAACGAUAUCCAGUAUACAGUGUCACGCCCUCGAGCACCCUCUCCUAUACCGUGCAGAAGCUUAUCGCGACCGAUGCGCAUAGACUAUUUGUAACGAGUGAUGCGUCCAGCUCACCAUCAACUCUCACGUCGCCGAACGCCUCUGGUCAUUUGACCGGCGUCGUGUCCAUCAUCGACAGUGAGAACCCCCGCAUCUGUCGGAUUCUACUGUCUCUCUUCGGACGCAUCGCCAAUAUCCCGGACGUUGACCCGACGCGUCUGCAACGCCAUCGCCGCAUGUCGUCCUCGUCUUCGCGCUCGUCCCGCUCUUCGCGGUCUACAGGAGAUUUUGAUCCGCGCCGUUCGCGAUCAGGCAGUCGCACGAGCGACCCGCGUAUUGCAUAUGGCAGCCCCGUGGCUCGUUCACCGGUGACGCUCGGCCUCGCUGGGAAUAGGAACUCGGUCGGAAGCAUGAAUCUUGGGGAUUAA